AUGCUGCUCAGAAUUAUUGGCAUCCUCUAUUUCUCGACAUUUCUAAAAUGCCAACAAUUGCCGGAUUUUAGUGUUCCGGACUUCUCCUGCCCGGAAGAGCUAAUGAGAAAAAGUGCAGCGGUUCCCAACAAUGUGAACGCUGUCCGGCCAGCAGACAUUAAAAUUAUAAUGGCCCUUGGCGACUCAUUAACAGCUGGGAAUGGAGCAGCUGCCACCGAGCUGAGCGACGUCAAAUUGCAGUAUCGCGGGCUUUCGUUUGGAGCUGGCGGAGACAAGAGUUUGGAGCAGCAUGCAACAUUGCCAAAUAUUCUUAAAAAAUUCAAUCCGGAUCUUUUUGGCUAUUCAAAUGGUAUAGGAUCACAGAAUGUUUGGAAUGUUGCACAUUUCAAUGGAGCAAUUCCUGGAGCCCACGCGAGCAUGUUAUCGCAACAAGCAAGAUCUGUUAUCGCAUUACUACAAGCACAUAUCGAUAAUGACACGCCGACAAAUUGUGUCGAAGAGAUUGAAGCGGCAAUUCGAAUUUUCUACGAAAAUGUGCCACGCGUUCUCGUUUCGGUCUCUAAUGUAUUACAUUUGGAAAUGUUGAGAAAACUUGAAGAACACAGCAAUACCUCUAAGCAAGUCCACCGGCAAGAGUGCGAUUGUGUCAAUAAAAUGGACACACCGGUUAGCAAUAUCACACAGACGAUCGGCAAUUACAAUACGUUGGAACGCCGAUUAAUGGAAAGCGGCGAAUUCGAGAAGGAUGACUUUACGGUCGUUAUUCAGCCGUUUUUCGCCAACAGCACCCAACCGCCAUUGAAGGAUGGCAUUCCGGACCUCUCAUUUUUCGCUCCUGAUUGCUUUCAUUUCUCGCAAAAAGGCCACGCGGUGAUCUCAACCCAUCUAUGGAAGAAUUUAAUGCAGCCGGUUGGUCGGAAAUCAACACAAGCUGAUUUCAGUAUGCCCGCGGUACCAUUGGCAUGUCCCGACAAGGAAUGCCCAUACAUUCGAACGAAACUCAACAGUGCUGAUUCUCUUGCUCUAUUAGUGAGCUGCACUUUCUCGACGCUUCCAGAUUAUGGAAUUUCUAAUUAUUCGUGUCCAGAAGAGCUUAUGAAAAAAUCGAAGCAUGUUCCGAAGAAUGUGAACUCUGUGAGGCCGGCAGAUAUUAAAGUAGUGAUGGCACUUGGAGAUUCUUUAACUGCAGCCAAUGGAGCUGGAGCAGAAGAUCCUCUGGCAGUAAUUCUGCAAUAUCGAGGUUUGGCAUUUCAAGCUGGCGGGGAUAAAGGCUUAGAAAAUCAUGUCACUAUUCCAAACAUUCUGAAAAAGUACAAUCCCAAUUUAUUCGGAUACUCAAACGGAAUUGGUUCGCCAAAUGUUUGGGAAGUUGCAAAACUCAAUGUUGCAAUGCCAGGCGCAAAUGCGAAAGAUCUUCCAGGUCAAGCAAGAACGUUGGUCUCACUGCUCCAUGAGCACAAAGAGUCAGUGGAUUUCAACAACGAUUGGAAGCUUUUAAAUAUAUUUAUCGGCGGAAAUGACAUUUGCGGAUUCUGCAGGCAUGAGGAUUAUAAUCCAUACAACUGCGGGCAGAAGAUUAAGGAAGCGGUUCAGAUCAUUUAUGACAAUGUUCCACGAGUAAUUGUUUCCUUAACGGGAAUGCUCCAUUUGGAAAUGCUUCGGACAACCGAUGAAGGUCACUAUUUCUGUAAAAGGCUUCACAAGGACGAGUGCGGAUGCGAGGGAAACAAAAACUUUACAAACGCUGAGAUCGCGCAAGCUUGCGACGACUACAACAAAUAUGAGAAGCAGAUUGAAACGGAUGGAACGUUCGAGAAGGACGAUUUCACCUAUGUCGUUCAACCAUUUUUCAGCAAAACUGUCGUGCCGCCAAUGAAGAAUGGCAAGCCUGACCAAACGUUCUUUGCGCCGGACUGCUUCCAUUUCUCGCAAUGGGGUCAUGCCGUCGUGAGCACCCAUUUAUGGAAUAACCUUCUCGAACCGGUUGGCGGUAAAGCGACAACGGCCAACAUUUCAGCGCCGGCCGCGGAUCUCGCAUGCCCCGACGCUACGUGCCCGUUCAUUAGGACGCCAAAAAACAGUCAAGAUUGCAGUAAAUACAUGACACCUGCCGCUUAA
Molecule: messenger RNA, 2118 nt
Organism: Caenorhabditis bovis
Lineage: Eukaryota; Metazoa; Nematoda; Chromadorea; Rhabditida; Rhabditidae
Source: the annotation of a GenBank genome assembly